GUUCACUGAAACUCUGAACAAGUCAGCAAAGCAGUGAUGCACCUCUUCCUCGAACUCCACCUGGCCCUGUGUGUCUUGAGCCUCGUGAGCCCUGCACCCAUACAGGAGCCGUGGAAGGACAUGCAGGAUCCAGAGUUUCAGGAGGCGGUGGAAAGCGGGCACAGCUUGAUCAGAAAGAUACUGGACGACAUUACUGAACUGCACAAUUUAUGGAUCCCCAAGGGCCUGUCUCUGGACAAAAAAGACUCAUCCAAACUGAAGUUCUUGAAGACGCACCUCAAUUUGCCUGAAGCACCUGCUAUUAAACCCCUCUCAGACAGCUUCACACUGGGUGCUUGUUUGAGCCAGAUAGCUACGGGUCUCAAGUUGCAUCAAACCCUGCUGACGGUGGUCAGUAAGCUAUCGCCCGCCAAGUCUGAGAUGGUGGAUGGACUUCUGUGCGACAUCCGAGAUCUUCUAUUACAAGUCCGCAAGAUGCAGGAUCUGAAGAACUUGCUGAGCAAACCGGAGCCCCAGCCAGUAUCAGAGAGCCAGCUAGAGGAAACCUUGGCUCCCAAACUAAGUGACGAAUAUAAGAAACAUGUGGCGGCGCACCUGACCCUUCUCCAGCUGCGGGAUUUUAGCCAGGAAGUUAGCCGCACCUUCCGGAGCAUGACUGUGCCUUCCAACUCGGGAAACUAGACCACACUUUUUAGGAGCUGAAGAAGAAAGUCUGAAGGAUAUGCAAUGCAACAUUAUUUACCGUUAGCAACCAACUUUUGUCUUGUUUACUCAAAGUCUUCACAUAGAGGCACCAUGAAAAAAACACUGUAUUUUUCUAUUCGCAUUUUUGUGAUGUUUUCUUAGCAAAUUACAUGACCUGUUUUGUAAGAUCUCAGCAAAAAGAACGCACAAUGAGCUCACAGUCAUUUGAUCACCACCCUGUCCUCCGGGGGAAGGAACUAAUUUUUGUGGCUUAUCAUGUGAGAAUGUUGAUGAUGUUGGUGGUGAUGUCUUUGACCUCCAGACUGCUUAAACGCCCAUGCACUGCCCAUUUUAUCGUCUGGUCAAGCCCUACUUAAUCUGAAUCAGGUUGUUGAUUGUAUGAAAUCUAUUAGACAUAUUUAAAGUAUUUAUUUAUUUUUAAAUGUGUGAAUGUAUUUAUUAUGUAAUAGCUUUAUCCAAUUGUCUUAUUUAUCAUAAUUUUUUAUUAUUAAUGUUAUUUAUUUAAACUGGAUCAUGACAGUGACUCAUUCUCCUGAGUUGCUGUUGUGUCACUUCCUAAAACGUUCUAUUUAUGAGAACAUUUAUUGCACAACGUUGUCUACACUAAGAACUUACGGUUUGAGGAAUGUUUUAUAUGACUUUUAAGUGAUCUAAUUUUGUCUAAUACGAUCAUUUGACUCUUUAGGAAAUGUUUUUUUUUUUUUUAAUGAAAUAAAAAGCCAAAAGUCUUGCGUACACAA
Molecule: messenger RNA, 1445 nt
Organism: Pygocentrus nattereri (red-bellied piranha)
Lineage: Eukaryota; Metazoa; Chordata; Actinopteri; Characiformes; Serrasalmidae
Gene: csf3a
Product: colony stimulating factor 3 (granulocyte) a
Exons: 5
Coding region: 37-681 (214 amino acids)
Biological process (GO): immune response; T-helper 17 cell lineage commitment
Cellular component (GO): extracellular region
Molecular function (GO): interleukin-6 receptor binding; cytokine activity
Source: RefSeq, a predicted model, not a curated record